Messenger RNA from Vicugna pacos (alpaca), 510 nucleotides. The record is from RefSeq and is a predicted model, not a curated record. NCBI's taxonomy places the organism in Eukaryota, Metazoa, Chordata, Mammalia, Artiodactyla, Camelidae.
GCGGAGCGCGCGCGCUCCCGGCUCCAGCCGCUGCCUCCGUCCUCUCGCCGCUCUCAGCCCCGACGGUAAACUCACCCCGGGAGGAAGAGCCAGGCUUCGCCGGGAGAGAGGAGUGGUUUCUCCCUGGCUGACCUUAGUGAGAAGAGGGCCAGCAGAAGCAUGCGUCUAGAGAGCAAAGACGGCCAGCUGGCCUCCGGCGUGCUGGAGAUGGAGAUACAUCAGACGUCUGCGCCCGCGAGUGCUGGCCGGGGCGGGCCGGGGCUGGUGGGGCCCCACGCCAGCAACCCCAGGCCACAGCGGGGAGUCAGCCAGGCAGACCCGCUGGGCCCCCACCCCCGGGGGGCAGCCGGGCGGAGCUGCCGGGCUGCCGUGGACCCGGAUUUGGGCUCGUUCCUCAUGGAGCAGAGGUCUCGCUCUCCUUUACCCCCGUUCUUCAGCACCAAGUCUAAAGACCCCUGCUUUACAGAAAACACUCCUUUGCUGAGGAAUUUCUCACAAGAGAAAGGGUGA